Naegleria fowleri is the source of this 2523-nucleotide messenger RNA. RefSeq lists its product as uncharacterized. The record is from RefSeq and is a predicted model, not a curated record. The transcript has a single exon. Lineage: Eukaryota; Heterolobosea; Eutetramitea; Acrasida; Naegleriidae. The coding region runs from base 1 to 2523 and encodes 840 amino acids.
AUGAAUCAAUCCAUACUCUCCCAACAACACGAACCAGUUUCAUCAGCAACAACAACAACGGUCGAAGACUUUGUCAUUCACGAAGACACUCCCAUUGUGUAUGGACCCACAGACGACAUUUUCAACAACAACAGCCAUCACUCCACCAUUGUCGACAAUUCAGUUUCUCAAACCUUCUUCUAUCCACCUUCGCCAAAACCUUUCAACCAUGAAAAGCAACCACAACAACAACCAUCAUUCAUCACUCCUCACGAAACCUCCACCCAACAUGCAAAGAAGAGAAAACUAAGUUCCAUGAUGAUGGCUGUUGCACCCACCUCCUCUUCUUUCGAUGGAUCGGAUCAAGAGAAUAUUCUCAAUCAUUGUAGCAUGACUCACUCAAAGACACGAUUAAGUAUUUCCUCCAACAAUAUCAACAACAACAACAACAACUACAAUAAUACCAACAACAACAAUAACUCGGGCUUUGCAGGUCAUCGUCGAUUAAGCCUUGCUUCAAGAAAGAGUCUCUCACGAAGGGCUUCCAUUUCCUCCAACCUCUCUGUACAAAGUAAUCCUUCAUCCUCUUCUUCUUUGAGUGGAGUCCACUCAGUGCCUAAAAAGAAGUCUUUUGCUUCUUCGUCAAAACCUCCUCUUCCAAGCACCACUACCACCACAACGACCAAUCAUCAUGCCUCGAAAAAGAAUCUUCUCAUGAACUCUUCUAUUGUAAGCACAACAACAUCACCCACAGAAGAACAACAAGUACUCAACACUUCUGCUCAUUCUUCACAAUCUUCUCACUCUUCUUCAGAGGCUGAGAAAAUUGCUCAACAACAACUUGUGCUCUUUCAAGAACAAAUGUUCUUUAUGGAACAAGGAAUUCUGGAACGAGAUCGUAUUCUUGGAGAGUUGCAACAAGAAAAUCAAUAUCUAAGAGAAGCCAUUAAUCAAAUGAACAAUGCAACUCAAGAUGUAUUAAAACAAAAAGCCAUGUUAGAAAAGGAAAAGAAAAAGAAUCCUUUUCUUCUCGAAAAUACAGAGCUCAAGAAGAAACAUGCAAAACUCGAAGAAAAAAUCAAAAAACUCACUGCAGAAAAGUCAGAUCUUUCUAAAUCUUAUCAAAUCUUGGAUAAGGAGGUAAAGGAAUUGAAAAAGAAGAGUAUAAAGUUUGAUGCUCAUCAAGAGAAGAUUAUGAAUCAAAACAAACUUCUGAAAGACAUUGAGAAACUUUCCUCUGACUUGGAGGAUGCCAAAAAGAUGUUAGACACAGAACAGCAGACAGCAAACAAGUACAGAGAACUCUAUGAACAGCUCACAAGAGAAGUCGAAGAAAAGAAGACACAUCUUUCUGCAUUCAUUGUUGAGUAUCAAACAGCAACGAAUCAUGUCAAAAUGCUGGAAGCUACUGUGGAACAGCUUGACGCUCAAAACAAGCAAUUAAUUUCUGAAAUUGACCACAAACAGGCUGACAUUAAUCAAUUAAGUGAAGAGAUGUCGAAGGUACAAGAAAUUUCCUCAAUUUACAAGUCACAACUCGAAGAAAAGACAAUACUCAUUGAGAAUUUGACACGUGAUAUUAAUCAUGUAACUAACAAGCUGGAGAAUACUUUCCAGCAAUUCGAAGAAGCGCAGAAAAGAGUCAAGGAUUUAACGGAGGAACUUGAGGAAGCACAAGACCAACUUCAAUCAGCCAUUCGAGACAAUCAAGAAAAGCAAACCCAAAUUAACAUUUACGAGGAGGAAAUUAAACGGCUCAAGAACAAGGAAGAUGAACUCUCUGCUUUACAAACAGUCUUGAUGAGUGAGAAACAACAAAACUCAGAUCUCAAGGAGUCGAAUCAAAAGCUCAAUUCUCUUGUUGACACUUACAAACUCAAGAAUGACCAAUUAGAAUCCACAGCUCAACAACUCAGACAUGAAAUUCAAGAGUUAAACUUGUCCAUAGAACAAUUAAUCUCCAAACCAGCUCCACAAACCAAUACCUAUGCUCUCGACGAGAAGAUUUCAUCCCUCGAAACAGAAAUUGAUCUUUUAAAGAGUAAGCUCGAGAAGAGUGAAACCAAGAAUAAGAAACACGAAUCCACCAUUGAACAUCUCACCAAGCAAAAUGAAUUCCUUAAAAGCAGUGUUGACGAUUUGAAGUUGUUAAAAGACAAGAUUGAACAAUUAGAGUCAUCCAACUUGCUUCUAAAGAGAGCCAAUGAAAAUUAUCAUUCCAUGAUUUAUGAACAAAAGAGGCCAUCUAAUGUGCAACAACAUGCAGCCAUCACUCAGGAACAAUUAAAUGCACUUUUAGAAACUAUUGAAGAAAGCAAGACAAAGAUUGAACAAUUAACAGAAGAGAAUUUACAAUGUAAGAGUGAAUUGCUGAGAUUUGAACAGGACUUUGCAGAAAUGGAGAAACAUUUGAGAGAGUUGGAAGAUGAGAAACAUGAACUCAUUAAGAAUACGUAUAAUAAGGACGUUCUGAAAUUGGAAAAGGAGAAUCUCGAUUUGAGGAGAUACAAGAAUCUCUAUCUUCAACAACAACAACAACAUUAA